Messenger RNA from Metopolophium dirhodum (rose-grain aphid), 510 nucleotides. RefSeq names its product tigger transposable element-derived protein 6-like. NCBI's taxonomy places the organism in Eukaryota, Metazoa, Arthropoda, Insecta, Hemiptera, Aphididae. The transcript has a single exon. Gene Ontology annotation, molecular function: nucleic acid binding. The record is from RefSeq and is a predicted model, not a curated record. The coding region runs from base 1 to 510 and encodes 169 amino acids.
AUGGAUGACGACAGAAUUAUUAAUGAAUGGUUGAUUUCACUCAAUGAAGACAUGAAAAAACAGGAACGCAAAAUUCUACUUUUUUUAGACAACUGUACAGUUCAUAAUAACCCCCCACCUUUAACUAAUAUAGAACUUCAAUUUUUUCCUCGGAACACCACAUCGAAGUUGCAACCACUCGACCAAUGUAUAAUUAAGAAUUGUAAGACUUUUUACCGUCAAGAAGUUGUAAAGAAUGUUUUGGAAUGCAUUGAAAGUGAACAGACGCCAAACAUUAGUGUAUUGCCUGCUAUGAUAUUUGUUGAUAAGGCAUGGAAAAAAGUGGCUCCUUCUACAAUACUCAAGUGUUUUAAAAAAUUGGGAUUUACCAUAGAAAUUCAAGAAACAGAAAACGGCCAGUCGAAUAUUGAACCGAUACAAUGGAAUUCCCUGCCAACUCAAGAAAAUGUACCUUUCACCGAUUAUGUCAAUGUGAAUGAAGAUGUUGCUGUAUGGGGAAGUUCUCUCUGA